Messenger RNA from Mycotypha africana, 1584 nucleotides. RefSeq names its product pyridoxal phosphate-dependent transferase. The coding region runs from base 1 to 1584 and encodes 527 amino acids. NCBI's taxonomy places the organism in Eukaryota, Fungi, Mucoromycota, Mucoromycetes, Mucorales, Mycotyphaceae. The transcript has 4 exons. The record is from RefSeq and is a predicted model, not a curated record. Gene Ontology annotation, biological process: sphingosine biosynthetic process; ceramide biosynthetic process. Gene Ontology annotation, cellular component: serine palmitoyltransferase complex. Gene Ontology annotation, molecular function: pyridoxal phosphate binding; serine C-palmitoyltransferase activity.
AUGGGCAAGGGAAAGAGAGCACAUACAAUUAGUAUACCAAGUAUCAAUUUGACAGCACCAAAGUCAUCUUCUGAUCACUCUUAUGCCCCUUCCAACUUCAUCAUUGGCUCCCUUACCAAAUCCAAUUCUGAAAAAACAGUUGCUGCACCUGGUUCUUUUGUCAAGAAUACAACUGAAAGAUGGCAACCACCUCGCAAACCCAAGAUGAAAUACGAUGACUUGGAGCACAAAAUAGAGGCUGCUCCACUCUACGUUCUUGUCAGUACUUAUCUUAAUUACUUUGUCUUAAUUCUCUUUGGCCAUUUGAGAGAUAUUCUUGGAAAAAUGUUCAAACCUCAAGCAUAUAGUCAUUUAAAGAUGAAUCAGGGUUAUGCUCCUCUUGUUUCUGAUUUUGAUUCCUUCUAUACGCGUAGACUUUAUAUAAGAAUUCGAUUAACAGGCACCACAACAGAAGCCUUGAACUUUGCUUCUUACAAUUACUUGGGUUUUUCCGAUAACAAAGGACCGUGUGCUGAUGCUGUUGAGCAGUCGACUCAAGAAUUAGGCAUCUCCACCGCUAGCCCUCGUGCAGAAGCAGGCACUACCAAAUUAGCCCAUGAAUUGGAAAGAAUGGUCGCUCGUUUUGUUGGCAAAGAAAGUGCUAUGUGUGUCAGUAUGGGCUUUGCAACCAAUUCUACUACCAUUCCUUCCCUUGUUGGAAAGGGUUGUUUGGUUAUUUCUGAUGAAAUGAAUCAUGCAUCCAUUGUGUUUGGUGUUCGUCUUUCGGGUGCUUCUGUUCGUGUGUUUAAACAUAACAAUAUGGACGAUCUUCGUGAAUUAUUAAGAGAAGUCAUCUCUCAAGGCCAACCUCGUACACACCGUCCUUGGAAAAAGAUUUUGGUCAUUGUUGAAGGUCUUUACUCCAUGGAAGGCACUAUUGUCAACCUUCCCGAGCUUAUUGAAUUGAAGAAAGAAUUCAAGUUUUAUUUAUAUGUUGAUGAAGCACAUUCUAUUGGUGCCCUUGGUGAAAAUGGUGGUGGUGUCUGUGAUUUUUAUGGCUGUGAUCCUGCAGAUGUUGAUAUUCUCAUGGGCACAUUUACAAAAUCCUUUGGUGCUGCCGGUGGAUAUAUCGCUGGUGAUAAAGCUAUCAUUGAUCAUAUUCGCUUGCGCAAUCAUGCUUAUAAUUAUGCUGAACCUAUAUCUGUACCUGUUGCUCAGCAGGUCAUCACUUCUAUGAAGAUUAUCUGUGGUGAAGACGGUACUGAUAUUGGUCGUAAGAAGAUUAAGCAAUUGGCCGAAAACUCUCUUUACUUUAUUGAACGUUUAAGAGAGAUGGGAUUCAUUGUUUAUGGUGAUCAAGGCAGUCCUGUCAUUCCUCUAUUACUGUUCAAUCCUGCUAAAAUUCCCGCCUUCUCCAGAGAAUUAUUGAAGCGUGGUAUUGCCACCGUGGUGGUAGGUUAUCCUGCCACUCCAAUUAUCACUUCUCGUACCCGCUUCUGCAUAUCCUCAGCUCAUACCAAAGAAGAUCUUGACAGAACUUUAGAAGCUGUCAGCGAAGUUGGAGACCUUUUACUUUUGAAAGUUAACAAAGACGCUUCCAAAUAG